Messenger RNA from Acaulospora morrowiae, 186 nucleotides. The record is from the annotation of a GenBank genome assembly. NCBI's taxonomy places the organism in Eukaryota, Fungi, Glomeromycota, Glomeromycetes, Diversisporales, Acaulosporaceae.
AUGAAGAAACCACGUAUUGCUGUUAUCGGGGCUGGUUCGUCUGGCUUGGCGGCAACAAAACAAUGUCUCGAUGAUGAACUGGAACCCGUUUGUUUCGAACAAAGCUCAUACACCGGUGGGCUUUGGAAAUAUGUAGAUAUUGACAACACAGAAAACAAAGAUCCUCAUUCGUCAAUAUUUAAAAGU